AUGUUGUUUAAUAUUAUAACUUAUUUAUCAUUUAUAUCAACAGUAUUAUCAAUAGCUUCAAUAGAAGUUAAAGGUAAUGCAUUUUGGAAUUCAGAAACUGGUGAAAGAUUUUAUAUAAGAGGUAUAGAUUAUCAAGCUUAUGAUUCAAACUCCGUUAUUGAAGAUCCAAUUGCAGAUACAGCUAGUUGUGAAAGAGAUAUAAAAUAUUUUAAUGAAUUAGGUAUAAAUACUGUUAGAAUUUAUUCUAUUGAUAAUACAAAAAAUCAUACUGAAUGUAUGGAUAAAUUAGCAGAAAAUGGUAUAUAUGUUAUAUUAGAUGUUAAUACUCCUCAUUCAUCAAUAACAAGAUCAAAUGCUAAUUGUUCUUAUAAUUCAGAUUAUUUAAGAGAAAUUUUUGCAACUAUUCAAGAAUUUGCUAUAUAUGAUAAUACUUUAGGAUUUUUUGCUGGAAAUGAAGUUAUAAAUGAUGGUCCUUCAUUAGAAGCUGCUCCUUAUGUUAAAGCAGUUGUAAGAGAUAUCAAAACUUUUAUAAAAAAUAGAAAUUUUAGAACUAUUCCUGUUGGUUAUAGUGCAGCAAGUGUUGAUGAAUAUAGAUUAAGUUCUGCAUUAUAUUUCAAUUGUGGAGAUGAUGAUUUAGCAAGAAUUGAUAUGUUUGGUAUAAAUGAUUAUUCAUGGUGUGGAGAUGCAAGUAUGACCACUAGUCAAUAUUCAAAUCAAAUGAAAGAUUUUGCAAAUUAUACUAUUCCUAUUUUUUUUUCAGAAUAUGGUUGUAAUACUAAGAGACCAAGACCAUUUUCUGAAGUUGAAGUAAUAUAUUCAAAUCAAAUGUCUUCUGUAUUUUCUGGAGGAUUAGUUUAUGAAUAUUUUGAAGAAGAAAAUAAUUAUGGAUUAGUUGAAUUAAAUGAUGGUAAUAUUGAAACAAAUGAAGAUUUUGAUAAUUUAAAAAAUGAAUUUAAUAAAACAAAGAAUCCUUCUGGUGAUGGUGGUUAUAAUAAAAAUGGUACUGCAAAUAAUUGUCCUUCUUUAAGUAAUUUAUGGAAUGUUACUACAAAAAUCCCAAAUACUCCAGCAGGAGCAAUAGCAAUGUUAAAAGGUUUAGAAGAAGUUAAAGAUAAUCAUGGAUUUGAUGCUUAUACUCAAAAUUGUGAUGGUCAUGAUGAAACAGAUGAUUCUGAUCAAUAUUCAAGUACAAUUGGUGCUUCAAGUAGAGCAGCUAUUGCAACUACUGGUGGUUCAAGUUCAAUAAGUUCUGCAUCUUCUUCUUCAACUCAAACUUCUUCUGGUUCAUCAUCUAAACAAAAUGAUGGGUUAGUAGUUUCAGUUGAUAAAGUUAUGAGUUUAAUUGCUUUAAUAGCUGGUGUUUUUACUAUCUAA
Molecule: messenger RNA, 1374 nt
Organism: Lodderomyces pseudojiufengensis
Lineage: Eukaryota; Fungi; Ascomycota; Pichiomycetes; Serinales; Debaryomycetaceae
Gene: PGA4
Product: 1,3-beta-glucanosyltransferase
Exons: 1
Coding region: 1-1374 (457 amino acids)
Biological process (GO): fungal-type cell wall (1->3)-beta-D-glucan biosynthetic process
Cellular component (GO): cytoplasm; fungal-type cell wall
Molecular function (GO): 1,3-beta-glucanosyltransferase activity
Source: RefSeq, a predicted model, not a curated record